Messenger RNA from Microcebus murinus (gray mouse lemur), 1437 nucleotides. RefSeq names its product RNA pseudouridine synthase D4 (gene RPUSD4). Lineage: Eukaryota; Metazoa; Chordata; Mammalia; Primates; Cheirogaleidae. The record is from RefSeq and is a predicted model, not a curated record. Gene Ontology annotation, molecular function: pseudouridine synthase activity; RNA binding. Gene Ontology annotation, biological process: pseudouridine synthesis.
UUCUCCAAGAGGUUCCGGCGCCCCGCCCUUCCUGGCAAGAUGGCGGCGCCCGGCUGCGGUGCACGGGGCCUCCGGGUCCGGGGUGCUGGCCAGUCUUUGGGGAGUCUCAUCACUCUUGUUUCAAAGCUAUUUUGUUCCACGGCUGCUUCCUCUAAGUCUCUGGACGCCCAGCGAUUAGCUGAAAGGCUUCGAGCCCAAAAACAGAAUCAGAAGAGGAAAAAGGAGCCGGUGCUCACAAACCCUGUUCAGCGGAGGGUUCGAGAAUUAGUGCGCUUCACACAGCAGCUGCAGCGAGUCCACCCCAAUGUGCUUGCUAAGGCACUGAGCCGAGGGAUUCUCCACCAGGACAAGGACCUUGUGGUCAUCAAUAAGCCCUAUGGCCUACCUGUGCAUGGUGGCCCUGGGGUCCAGCUGUGCAUCAGUGAUGUACUGCCUAUCCUGGCAAAGAUACUUCGUGGCCACAAGGCAGAGCCCUUGCAUCUGUGCCACCGGCUGGACAAGGAAACCACAGGCGUGAUGGUGUUGGCUUGGGAGAAGGAAGUGGCACAUCAAAUUCAAGAGAUGUUUAGAACCCGUCAGGUGACAAAGAAGUACUGGGCCAUCACUGUACGUGUCCCAGUGCCCUCAGCAGGAGUUGUGGAUAUCCCAAUCAUAGAGAAGGAGGUGCAAGGCCAGCAGCAACACCACAAGAUGACGCUGUCCCCAAACUACCGCAUGGACAAGGGGAAGAUGGUGAAAGUGCGGAGCAGCCGGAUCGCACACGUUGCUGUGACUCAGUACCAGGUGCUAAGCAGCACUCUCUCCUCUGCCUUCAUGGAGCUCCAGCCCAUUACUGGAAUAAAACAUCAGCUUCGAGUUCACUUGUCUUUUGGAUUGGAUUGUCCAAUCCUUGGUGAUCACAAGUACUCAGAUUGGAAUAAGUUGGCCCCCCAGAAACUAUCUGUUGGCACCCUGAAGAAGCUGGGGCUGGAACAGUCAAAGGCUCGCCAUAUCCCGCUUCAUCUGCAUGCUCGGCAGCUGAUCAUGCCUGCUCUGGGGUCCAGGAAGGAGGAACUCAACUUAGUCUGCAAGCUCCCUCGCUUCUUUGUUCGUUCCCUGCACCGUCUGGGUUUAGAGAUGCCAAAUCAGGAUGAAAAUGGGGACAAAGAAGCCAGGCAUCUGGGAACACAGUGAAAACUCUGGGAGCUCCCUGACAUCCAGGAGCACAGGUUGGCCACUGAACUCUUUGCUUUGUUUACUGGACUGUGCCAACUUCUCACUGGGAACAGACUCCAUAAGAGCCAGGUAGGAUAAGUUGAAGCAACACAGUUGCUUCAGUGCUUUUCAUGGAGAAUAAAGUCUAUUGCUGUGGAAAAGUCUGCUGGAAGUCUCCCUGCCACAGGGUCUCAUUGCCAUGGUGGAAGAGAGCCCAGGGCCAGCCAUGUUGGAGCAAUGAGC